Cotesia glomerata is the source of this 2887-nucleotide messenger RNA. RefSeq lists its product as uncharacterized. The record is from RefSeq and is a predicted model, not a curated record. The transcript has 10 exons. Lineage: Eukaryota; Metazoa; Arthropoda; Insecta; Hymenoptera; Braconidae. Bases 842 to 2470 code for a protein of 542 amino acids.
GCUCGCCUCUAACAACACCGAACACCGAACACUGCUGACUGCAGAUAACAGAGUGAACAGUGAAGAUAGUAGUUUCUCUCUCUCCUCUCGACGAGCCAAAACCGUAAUAUCUUUCUUACAACGAUACGAAUACAUAACAUAACGUAAUAUAACAUAACAUACAUAUACAAAUAUAUCCAUACUAUAUUCACGUACCGGCACUUCCUUCUUCUUCAUCGUCAUCACCAUAAUCCAUCUCCUUUUCCUCAUCGUCCUCCACCUCCUCCUCCUCCUCCUCCUCCUCCUCCUCCUUCUCCGGCACCUCGUUGUCCACCUCUUCCUUGGUAAUUUUUCUCUUUCCCUUUAACACUCGACUCUGGUGCAUAGCACUCGUCUACAGUUCUAGUCUCUAGUCCUCUGUUCCACUCGUCUUAUCUGUUCUCUCCGGUGAGGAGUUCUCCACAACUCUCCCUCUAGAACAGAUCCUCUGAGACAACAGACACAGUCCUCUCGCAAAAGAAAGAGUGAGAGGAGCCAAUUGGAAUUGUUCGCCCACUCUUGCGUCAGCAGCCAACGCAGAAGAGCCCGAGACUCUUUCUGUUUCUGACUGCACGUCUUCAAGGUGAAGAGUUGCCUCGGUUCAUACAAGGACAUUUUAUUAUCAAUCUUACAACUCUUCACCCAGCCUAUCUCUUCCGGUAACUUAAUAUAUUGCAUUAUUAUACCCCGCGAACGAGUCAACGAGAACAAAUUGUGCGAGUUCUGUGAAUUUUUUCACAUUUUUUUUUGUGAUUUAUUUUUUUUUCUCUGUGCAAUUUUUUCGACUAUUUUUUUGUGUAACGCAAAAUUACUUGGAGUCAAAAUGGAUAAGAAGAGUUUCGCUACAAGGCUCGCGUGGAUUCUCCUGCUUGUUACUAUAAAUUCCAUUCAGGCUCUACCAGAAGUGAUAGAACCAGAAAAGCCAAACUUGGACACACUAAUAGAAGACACGACAGAGGACUAUUGGGCUGGUAGCGGCGCGGGACCAGAAGAUGCCACGGAGCUAAACCGCACCGAGACCCGGGAAUCAUUAACUCACGAAGCCAGUGACCAGGAUGCCGUGGUGUACUUAGGCGAAGGCGCUCAGUACGUUCCGGUCCCGGCAAUAAAGCCUCGAGUACCGUUGAAUCCAAAUUUGCAAGCUCUACAAACUCUACAAGGUCUUCAGGGUAUCGGAGCGACUGGAGGCACUGGAGGCGGUGGCUCUGCCACUGGGACAGGCGGAACUGCUCUUUCCAGCGAUGAUGAGUGGGGACGUCAUCCGGAAACCUGGGACAGAGAGCACCGGAGAUAUAGGCCUAAUACCACGCGUGUGCAACAUAUCGAAGCUGAAUGUCAAGAUGAUUACAUGAAAAUACGUAUCGCUUUCAAUGGAUCAUUUGCCGGACUUUUGUACUCAGCUGGUUACUCUUACGAUCCAGACUGCAUGUACGUCAACGGUACUGGAAGGGAUUACUACGAGUUUUAUAUUCAGCUUAACCGAUGUGGUACUCUUGGGGAGAACACUCAUCAUCAAGAUAGCAGGAAAAAUCCAACGAAAAAUUUGAUGUGGAAUACAGUAACAGUUCAAUACAAUCCACUCAUUGAAGAAGAGUUUGACGAACAUUUCAAAGUAACUUGUGAAUAUGGUUACGAUUUUUGGAAAACUGUGACAUUUCCAUUUUUAGAUGUCGAAGUUGCAACAGGGAAUCCAGUUGUUUUUACAUUACAACCACCAGAAUGUUACAUGGAGAUAAGAUAUGGUUACGGAACAACUGGAACUCGAGUAGCUGGGCCUGUAAGAGUUGGCGAUCCACUUACUCUUAUCAUUUACAUGCGUAGUAAAUACGAUGGUUUCGAUAUCGUUGUUAAUGAUUGCUACGCGCACAAUGGCGGUAACAAGAGGAUCCAGCUUAUUGAUCAAUACGGAUGCCCGGUAGACGAUAAACUUAUCAGCCGGUUCCGAGGAUCUUGGUCCGAGAGCGGGCUCUUUGAGACUCAAGUCUUUGCCUACAUGAAGACGUUCAGAUUCACUGGGUCCCCGGCCUUGUACAUCGAAUGCGAUGUCAGAAUGUGUCACGGAAGAUGUCCGAGCCAACCAUGUCAUUGGAGAAACUCAAAAAAUGUUGCCAAGCGUUCUUUGGCUAUUGAUGGUCUCACUACUCCAGCUUCGAGUUUAUCCGAAAAUGUAAAUCUCUUCCAAUCGCUAAGAGUUCUUCAAGAAGGUGAAGCUGAAGCAGAAGUAUUCCAAAAUACAACAACUGCAUCUCAAAGCGGAGUAAGUGAAGCAACAGGAGAUAAAGUUUGUUUACGAUCAACAGUCGUUAAUACAAUAGUAGGUUUUAGUUGUGGUUUAAUUUGCAUAAUGGUAGGUACACUUCUUGUUCUUUGUUCGAGAAUACGACGAGCAGCCAGAGAAAAGCUUCUUAGCGACAGUCUUAGUUAUAUGACUCAUAAAGGCCGAAUUAAUUAAAAAAUAAUUUCUUGUCUUCUUUUUUCAAAGAAGAUGAAUAAUAAAUAAUAAAUUAAAUUAAAUAAACAGAAAGUUAAAUCACAAUGCAUAACAACGAGAUGAGACAAAAUUAAUGGAAAUUUGUCGAUUUAUAAAAUAAAAUGAAUAUAAUAUGUAUUAACUUUUAAUUUAUAUUUAAAACAGGUACGGGUUUUCACGUUUAAUUGAUGAAAACCACAAACACAAACCGUUAGAGCGACCUCUAGGCGUUUGUGGGUUUUACUUUAUCACGCAUUAACUACAAUGUGCGAUAUAUAAUUAUAAUAAUAAAUAAUAUACAAUUAUAAUCGUAAGAAUAAUACACGUAAUAAUAUUAUGCUAUAAUAAAGUAAUUAAUUAAAUAAAUAAGAUUUAAUUAGAGGUCUUCCGAAUAAUUUA